This is a messenger RNA of Blepharisma stoltei, 5058 nucleotides long. NCBI's taxonomy places the organism in Eukaryota, Ciliophora, Heterotrichea, Heterotrichida, Blepharismidae. The record is from the annotation of a GenBank genome assembly.
AUGUCAAGGAAACUUUGGAUUGCCUUGUGGAUUUUGAUACUUUUCGAAGGAACUUUAGCUAUCAAAAGCGAUAUUAAUCAGCAAAAAUUAGAUAACAACCAAAUCUUCGUUCAAUUAUCUCAAGAAGAAACUGCUGGAGAAAGCACUGGAGAGACCACGACUGCUGAGUCUGAAGAAUAUGCUUCAACUGAGGAGCAAACUGCUGAGGAGUCAUCAGUUGAUACGAGUACAGAAGAAGAAAGUGAGGAUUCUAGUACUUUUACAGAAACAACCUCAGAAGAGACCUCAACUGAAGAAAGCGCUGCUGAAUCUCAAGAAGAGACUGCCGCUGAAGAGAGCUCUGAAACUCAAGAAGAGGCUGCAAGUGAAGAAGAAGCAGCUCAAAGCUCUGAAACCCAAGAAGAGGCUGCAAGUGAAGAAGAAGCAGCUCAAAGCUCUGAAGCCCAAGAAGAGGCUGCAAGUGAAGAAGAAGCAGCUCAAAGCUCUGAAACUCAAGAAGAGGCAGCAAGCGAAGAAGAAGCAGCUCAAAGCUCUGAAACUCAAGAAGAGGCCGCAAGUGAAGAAGAAGCAGCUCAAAGCUCUGAAACCCAAGAAGAGGCUGUAAGCGAAGAAGAAGCAGCUCAAAGCUCUGAAACCCAAGAAGAGGCUGCAAGUGAAGAAGAAGCAGCUCAAAGCUCUGAAACUCAAGAAGAGGCUGCAACUGAAGAAGAAGCAGCUCAAAGCUCUGAAACUCAAGAAGAGGCUGCAACUGAAGAAGAAGCAGCUCAAAGCUCUGAAACUCAAGAAGAGGCCACUGAAGAAGCUGAAGAAGACGUUGAUGAAGAUGAAGAUGAAGAUGAGGAUGAAGAUGAAGAAGAGGAUGAAGAUGAAGAUGAAGAUGAAGUAGAUGUUGAUGAAACCUCUGAAGAAUAUGAAGAAACUGCCGAAGAAUAUGAAGAAGCUGCCGAAGAAGCUGCUGAAGAAGCUGCUGAAGAGGACGUUGAUGAGGAUGAGGAUGAGGAUGAAGAUGAGGACGAAGAUGAAGUUGAAGUUGAAGGGUCCUUGACUCAAACAGAAACAUAAUGAAAAUAUGGCGUCUUCGUCUGGGUAUGGGCCCCCGGCCAUACAUACUCGACUCAUAUUUUAAUUAUAUCCGGCAAGGUUUUGCCAUUCCAGAAAUGGGCAACAAUGCCAUGGUAAGCAAUUCUACAGAGUAGAGCCUGGCACAUGCCCAACGACUAGAAUGGAUUUUCUCCUCGAGAGGAAAGGAUGUCCAAGCUUGGAAAGGGUAAGCCCAGCAGAGCCUACAGGCAAUGCCUAGACCAAUCGGCAACUACCUAGCGUUAAACUGGCCGUUACGCCGCAGGACUUGGAAUUUACCUUUUUGCCGAAAGGUGACCAGAAAUUCCAUUUUUUGGAAUUUCGGAAAGCCACUCCUGUAACUCAUGCAGCAGCCGCAUGAAUCCAUAGCCCGGCCACUCAAGACUUAAGCCGCAGCACGCUGUGGAAGGAGUAGACGUUUUUCCCUUUGGCAAGCCUUUAUGGCUUGUUGGGAAUACGUCGCAAAGCAGGUGAACCUCACAUCGAGGUCCUUGGUGUCUGCGUUAACAACACGGCAGCCGCCUCAUUAAUGUAAUUUAAGAUUAAGACUCAAACAGAAAUAUCAGACGAGGAUGAAGAUGAAGAAGCAGAACCAACAGCAACUUAUAUCCCAACCGCAGAAACAGAAGAAGAAUCUGAAGCUGCUGAAGAGGAAGAAGAUAGCGCACAAUACGACGAAGACGUUGCUGAAAGCAUGGAAGACACCCAAGACGAAAUCGAAGAUGAAAAUGAAGAAGACGCCGAUGAAAAAAUGAACGAUGUUGACGAAUUAGAUGAAGCAAUUGACGAGCUUGAAGAUGUCAGCGGUGAAAACUCUGAAAAUGGCUAUGUUAUGCUUGAUGAAGACACCUUAGAAGAUGUAAACGAAGCCUACCAAGAAAUCCUCUGGAACCUCGACGAAAACUCCACAGUCGAAAUUAACGGCGAAAUCUAUACUUAUGACGACAUCCAAGCUGCAACUGAAAACACUGACAAACUGAUUGAAGACUUCGACGAAAACGACGCAGAAUACGUCACUUUCUCAGAGACGGGGCCACUUUAUUUAGAUGAAGACGAAGCAGAAACAGUCGAAGAGAUUAAUGAAGCCAACGAUGUCUUAGUCUCCACUGAAACAACAGUAACCCUUACCCUCGACGAUGUUGAAGAGUUAAUUGACUAUUAUACUGAAGCUGUCGCAGGCUUAGAAGAAGGCGAAACUAUGGACACUAUUGUAGGAGAAGACCAGACUGCUGAAGAAGUCAAUGAACUUAUUGUCAGUUUAGAAGACAUCAGUGAAGAUAUGGAUGACGGAGACCUUGUCACCAUUGACACAACCACCAUGACUUAUACCAUUUAUGAUGGCGAUAACAUUGAAGAAGGUGAAGAAGACAGAGAAGAACUCACUGACGAAGUCGCUGACUUGCAAGAAUACUAUGAUGAAACCCAAGAAGAAAUCGCUGAAGGACAAAUCGAAAAGACUGAAGACGACCUUGAAGAUUUAAUUGACGAUUUAGAAGAUGUCGACGAACUGUUAGAAGAAGGCGACACUGUCCUAGUGGGAGAAAAGACAUAUACACAAGAAGAUAUCCAAGGGCUUAUUCAAGACGCAGAAGCCUUAAUUGAUAAUCUUGACGAAGAAGACGCAGAGUCAGUUACUUAUAAUGUGGAAACCCAAACAGUUUCAUAUAUAAGUGAAGACCAGUAUGAGAUGGUAGAAGAUAUUGAAGAUGAAGGAUACUUGGUAAAUCAAGAAGUCAUUGAUACGGAUGAGGAUGAAGUCACUGAUGUUGAUGAAGUCGACACAGACGAGGUUGAUGUAGAUGAAGUCGAUGAAGCUGAUGUCGAUGAAGUUGACGAAGAUGAAGCUGACGUCGAUGAAGUUGACGAAGAUGAAGCUGAUGUCGAUGAAGUCGACGAAGAUGAAGCUGAUGUCGAUGAAGUUGACGAAGAUGAAGUUGAUGUCGAUGAAGUCGACGAAGAUGAAGCUGAUGUCGAUGAAGUUGACGAAGAUGAGGUUCAAGCAGAGUCCACAACUACCAAUAUUCUAGUCCCAACAGAAACUGGAGAAACAGAAGAUCUUGAUGAAGAUGAAGAAGAAGACCUAGAAGAACUAGAAGAUGCCGUUGACGAACUUGAAGAUAUCGAAAAUGAUGCAUAUGACGAAUAUGGCGAAGAUGUACAAAUCAUUGACGAAGAUACCCUUGAAGACGUAGCUGACGCCUAUGAAGUUAUCGUUGAAAACAUGGACCCUGAAUCGACUAUUGAAAUAAGUGGAGUAACUUACACUUAUGAAGAAAUCGAACAAGACUAUGCUGAAAUUGAACAAACUCUUGAAGAAAUUGAUGAAAAUGAUGCUGAUGCUAUCUUAAUUACUGAUGAUGACGAAAUUGUACUAGCUGACGAUGAUACUCUUGAUGAAGCUGAAGAAAUCCAAGAGGCAAAUGAAGUCCAAGCUUCUGAUGAAACCUACGUUCUUUUAGACUAUGAAGACGUCGAAGAGCUAUUAGACUGGCUUGAAGACGUAGAAUUAGAAGAAGGAGAAACAGUUAGCACAGUCCUUGGUGCCAACCUCACAGCUAGUGAUGUAGACGAGCUUCUUGUCAGCUUAGAAAACAUGCUUGAUGAUAUUGAAGAAGACGGUGACGACCUCGUCAAAGUCAACUUGUCAACAGGCACUUAUGAAAUCGCUGAAGGCGACUUUGUAGAAGAUGAAGCAGAUAGAAUUGAAGACCUCGAUGAAGAAGUCGAAGACUUAGAAGACGUUUAUAAUGAACAUCUUGAAGAUGGAACUACCAGCUCUCUUACUGAUGAAGAAGCUGAAGACUUACAAGAAGACUUAGAAGAUGUAUUAGACUUAAUGAGUGAAACAGAUACCAUCACAGUCGGAGAAUUGACCUUAGACUCUGAAGGUGUUGAAGCUCUCGUUGAUGACGUUGAUGAAUUAGUCAAAACUUAUGAUGAAAACGACGCAGUCGAAGCCAGCUACUCACUCCCCUUCCUCCGUGAGUGAAAAAAAAAUUUGUUCACUCACUGAGAGGGGUUAAUUUAUUUUUUAAAAAAUUUCUAUAAAUUUUAUAGAAAAAUUUUUUUUCGAAAUUUUUUUAAAAAAAAAUCCUUAUUUGCAAAAAUUGGGAAUCAAAUAUUAAUUUAAUUUAUAAAAUUUAUGUUUUAAAACGCAAUUUAAUUAAAAUUAAACAGAAUUAGCUCGAGAUUUCAUUAUACUAAUUAUCACUUAUAUAUCAAUUUUUUUUAAUAAAAAAAUUUUUGUACACUCACGGAGGGUGGGUUUUAGGGCAAAAAAACAGAUUUUUCCAAUGGUUCUGUUCACUUACGGAGGGGAAGUCAGAAAGCGCAACCUCUAUUGUCUACGCUGACGAAGAUGAAGCUGACCUUAAAGAUGAAACUGAAGAUCUUGAAGAAAUCUACAAUGAAUUCGCUGCCCAAGCUGAAACUGGCUAUAUUACUACCACUAUUGAGGAUUCUGAAGACAAAAUUGACGAAAUUGAAGACGUUCUUGACGUCCUCCCAGAAGACGGCACCAUAACCCUCGGCACCACUACAUUUACAGCAGCCGAUUUAGACGAAAAAAUAGAAGCCAAUGAAGACUUUAUUGAUGAACUUGAAGAUGAAGAUGCAGAAGGCGCCACCGUAAUCUUGGCAACUGGAGAAAAGGUUUAUCAUGAAGAAGACGAGCUUGACUUACAAGCUGAUUAUAAUGAUAUUAUAGACGAUCUAAUUUCAAAUGAAGAUGGCACAUUUACAAUGACUGAAGACACAGUGGACGAUUUCAUUGAGUUCUUAGAAGACGUCAUUGACUAUUUGGAUGAUAACGAUUUAGAGUAUAUCACUAUUAAUGGAUAUGAUGUCACAACUGAAGGAGCUGAAGCUUAUCUUGCUCUUUUAGAGGACUGGGCAGAUGAAAUAGAUGAUAGUGAUAGCAAUGCUGUUACAGUGAUCCCAAGCUCAAAUACCUUUAUGUAUGUUGAAGUUGAAGAAUAA